This is a messenger RNA of Pestalotiopsis fici W106-1, 465 nucleotides long. RefSeq lists its product as uncharacterized. The transcript has 2 exons. The coding region runs from base 1 to 465 and encodes 154 amino acids. NCBI's taxonomy places the organism in Eukaryota, Fungi, Ascomycota, Sordariomycetes, Amphisphaeriales, Sporocadaceae. The record is from RefSeq and is a predicted model, not a curated record.
AUGAACUCCCUCCGCCUGGAGGCCGACGAGAACGCCGCCAAGGUCGAGGAGCUCCAGCAGAAGCUCAAGGCUCUUGAGCAGGAGAACCUGGCUAAGGAGCAGGAAAUCACAUCCCUCUCGCACAAGAACGGUCUCCUCGAGGCCGAGGUUGACAAGCUCGACACCUCCGUCAAGGAUCUGAAGAAGUCCAACGAUGAGGGCCAGCAACAUGGUACGCAGAAUGAGACCCUCCAACGAAGACUGCAGCUCCUCGAGGAAGAGGCCGAGGAAGCCGAUAAGACUCUUCGUGAGGCCAAUGAGAAGCUCCGCCAGACUGACGUAAAAGCCGGUCACUUUGAACGCAAGGUGCAGGCUCUCGAGCAGGAGCGAGACCAGUGGGAGGGCAAGUACGAGGAGAUGUCCCAGAAGUACGCCGCAUUGCAGAAGGAGUUGGAUGAGCUGCAAAACGAGAUCAACGGAUUUUAA